This is a messenger RNA of Sitophilus oryzae (rice weevil), 1092 nucleotides long. Its product is annotated as UDP-xylose and UDP-N-acetylglucosamine transporter-like. Gene Ontology annotation, cellular component: Golgi membrane; endoplasmic reticulum membrane. Gene Ontology annotation, biological process: transmembrane transport. The record is from RefSeq and is a predicted model, not a curated record. Gene Ontology annotation, molecular function: UDP-N-acetylglucosamine transmembrane transporter activity; UDP-xylose transmembrane transporter activity. NCBI's taxonomy places the organism in Eukaryota, Metazoa, Arthropoda, Insecta, Coleoptera, Curculionidae.
UGUCUUCCCCUCGAGUACAUUAUUAAAUUGGAUGCUGGUGCGGGACACCUAAUAACCUUUCUGCAGUUCCUUUUUAUUGCUUUCGUGGGUUUUUUUACCUCUAAAUUUGGUGCAGUAAAUCCAAAAGUACCCCUGAAAGAUUAUUUGACUCUUGUUUUAUUUUUCUUCGUGACAAGUGUUGUAAAUAAUUGGGCUUUUAAUUUUAAUAUACCAGUACCACUUCAUAUCAUUUUCAGAGCAGGUUCUUUGAUAACAAACAUGAUAAUGGGUAUAUGGAUUUUAAAGAAAAAGUACACAUGGGAUAAAUAUUUAUCAGUGUUUAUGAUAACAUUAGGGAUAAUUAUUUGUACAUUAUAUUCUUCGAAAGAUGUGAAAAGCCCUAUGGAAAUUGAUUCAAAUCAAUUCUUUUGGUGUGUCAUUGGAAUUUUACUUUUGACUGGUGCUUUGUUGUUAUCAGCCAGGAUGGGUAUUUAUCAAGAAAAUUUGUAUAAAAUUCAUGGAAAACACCCUGAGGAAGCUUUGUAUUACACUCAUUUCUAUUCACUCCCAGGAUUUUUAAUUUAUUCAAGCAGUAUUUGGGAGCAUGCGGUCGAAAUCACUAGCAGUGAUCCAUUUAAUAUUCCUUUUUUGAACUAUGCAGUUUCAGUUAUUUGGAUCUAUUUAAUUUUAAAUGUUUUGACUCAAUAUAUUUGUAUUAGCUCUGUUUAUGUUUUGACAACAGAAUGUGCCUCAUUAACUGUGACUCUUGUUAUAACCUUAAGAAAGUUUUUGUCUUUGAUACUUUCAAUUGUAUACUUCCAAAAUCCAUUUACACUUGCUCACUGGGUAGGCACUGCUUUGGUAUUUGCUGGUACUCUACUUUUUGCAGAGAUACCAAAACGAAUUCUGGAUUCUCAAAAGAAAAAGAGCACUAAAGUGGAUUAGCUCUCGUCAUUGUAUAUUUUGAUCAAUAGAUAAUUAUAAAAUUAUAAUUUAUUGUUGAAGUAAUUAUAGUUUUACAAUUUUAUUAGCCUCAUUUUAUUUAUUUUUGCUAAUAUAUAAUUGUUGUAUAUGUUGAUAUAUCUUUUAAUAGUUAUGGAAUAUAAUUUUUAA